Molecule: messenger RNA, 966 nt
Organism: Lycium ferocissimum
Lineage: Eukaryota; Viridiplantae; Streptophyta; Magnoliopsida; Solanales; Solanaceae
Product: putative GEM-like protein 8
Exons: 3
Coding region: 75-515 (146 amino acids)
Source: RefSeq, a predicted model, not a curated record
UUUUUAAUGCUGCAAUAUAUUAAGCCAUCACAAACAACAGCUCUGUUUCUAAAGUUAACUUCAAAGAAGUUAUAAUGAUGCCAAACCAAAGAGUUCCGAUGAGAUCACAGAGAAGACUUUUAACUGCUUCUGUAAACCCGUCGCUGACCCUUGAAAAUUCAAAAACCACACAACACACACUUGAAAUACUUUCAAAUGGCUUUCAAGAGGAUGAGAGAUUGUGGCCUCGACUGAUCGAAAGUGUGAAGGCCAAGUUAAGCCUGCAGGGAACAAAGAUUCUCAAAGUGAAAAGAACAAAGAAUUGUUUUGAAAAAAAAUUCAGUGUCAAACCUGAAGAAAAACUUGUAAAGGCAGCGCAGUGUAAUUUACAAACAACAGCAGGUCCUAUUGCAGGCCUUCUCUUCAUUUCCACAGAUAGGGCUGCUUUUUGCAGUCACAAACCAAUCAAGAUUUCUUCUUCCAGUGGCGAGAUUAUUAAAUUCCACUACAAGAUAUCGAUUCCACUGAGAAAAUAAAGAAAGCCAUGGAGAGUAAGAGUUUAAAGAAACCAUCGCACAAGUACAUUCAAGUAGUAACUGAGGAUAAUUUUGAUUUCUGGUUCUUGGGAUUCUUAAAUCACAAGAGCAUCUUGAAAUGUCGUCAGGGGGCGGUUUAUGAGACUCAAGGCCACUAUACUCUAUGACAAAGCUGGGAAUUCUGCUAUACACAUUGGUUUUAUGUAUACAAACCGGAGUUGGUUCUCAAUGCCACAAUAUUCUAUGGCAAAGUUGCCUCAGUAUAGACGAACGAGCUUGUAAAUUAUUAGUUGCUAGACUAGAAUAUAUAUAUGCACAUGCAAUUUGUCGUAUAAGCUACUAAACGAGGCAUUAGUCUAUGUUCUUUUACUAGUCCAUUACGAGUCAAUGGUGAUAUUGAGAUAUCAGUUUUUCUUUUCAAAGCAAGAGAUCGUCUUAUUCUUCCGCAUAA